Messenger RNA from Xenopus laevis (African clawed frog), 1383 nucleotides. It is a transcript of the gene clec10a.S, whose product is annotated as C-type lectin domain family 10 member A S homeolog. The transcript is spliced from 10 exons. The record is from RefSeq and is a predicted model, not a curated record. NCBI's taxonomy places the organism in Eukaryota, Metazoa, Chordata, Amphibia, Anura, Pipidae. Bases 1 to 1164 code for a protein of 387 amino acids.
AUGAAACUGAGUGAGGCUGUGAGUAUGAGAAUGGGCGAGGCUGUGAGGAUGAGGAUGAGUGAGGCUGUGAGGAUGAAACUGAGUGAGGCUGUGAUGCUGAGACUGAGUGAGGCUGUAAGGCUGAGACUAAGUGAGGUUGUGAGGAUGAAACUGAGUGAGGUUUUGAUGCUGAGACUAAGUGAGGCUGUAAGGCUGAGACUAAGUGAGGUUGUGAGGAUGAAACUGAGUGAGGUUAUGAGGAUGAGUGAGGCUGAGACUGAGAAACACAAUUCUAUAAAUUUGCUGAUUUGUUCCUUUGAGAAGAUAGUUGAACUUCCUUCAAGGGAAUUGGGUGGAGCUGAUCUCGUACAAGAACAAUUCCAUAAACCAAAAUCCAGGUUCAGUGACCAGGAGCAGAGCAAAUCCUUCAAAAUGCAGAGCUGGGAAACCUCAAAAUGUUCAUGGCUCCUCUAUGGAUUCUGCUGCCUUUGUGCUGUUCUCCUUAUUACCAUCAUCAUCCUCAUUGUGCAUCUACAGAAGCCAGAAAUAAAGGAUAGAAGCCUUGAGUUUGAGUUUGGCAACUUCAGUGUGAAUGUGAAGACCCAAGUAUCCCAGAUAACUCAGGAUGGUACCAGACUAAUGAAGAAGAUUGCAGAGCUUGAAACAUCGGUGGAGCAGAUUCAGAAGGACCUUUCUAUAGGUUCAUUACAGAGCGACAUGCAGAAAGUCCUGGGCACCCUGGGACGAUUGGUUGACCGGGUACAGACAUUGCAACUUAAUGACUCCCAGGAACUUGUCUGCCCAGAGGACUGGCAUCUCUUUACUCUCAACUGUUAUUACGUCUCCAAAUCAGGGGAUUCCUGGGAAGAAGCUAAAAAGAGCUGUGAGGGGCUCAACUCUCACAUGGUAGUGAUCAAUAAUGAAGAUGAACAGAACUAUGUUUUUGGGAUAUCGAAAAGCCAGUUCACUUGGAUCGGCCUCACAGAUUCAGACGGGGAGUGGAAAUGGCUGGAUGGAACUCCUUAUAAUACGUCUCCCAAGUUCUGGAUUUCAGGCCAACCAGAUAAUUAUUUUGGCCAUGGACUGGGCGGUGGAGAGGAUUGCGCUCACCUUCAUUAUAACGGCGGAUGGAAUGAUGACCACUGCACCCGCCAAUAUAAGUUUAUAUGUGAAAAGGCCCUAUGAGCAAAGAGGCCAUCAACUGCUGGACAGCUGGAAGGAUGAGGGCGUUUUUGCCAUAAGGCAAGGUGAGCACCAAGACAGCAUUUCCCCAGAUAUUAGCAGACGCGGGAUAAAGCCGAAUUUCCUGUCCUUAAACCAGAAAUUCAGCUUUUCUAGUGUAAUUGACUAGUGAAAUGUCUGUUUUUGUAAUGUUAUUGUAAUAAACUUUUGUUGUUAAUGUUG